AUGGUGUUGGGGGGCCGCGAGCUGGCGCGUGAGGAACGACGGCAGCGACGCCUCCCCGCCUUCCUCGGGGCUCACUUCGGCGAAAUCCGACCAGCAUGGUGGAUUGGCACGGCGACGAGUGCGGCCUGGACAUCGGAGUGCUGGUGGCUGCCCAGCGCCGCCAGAUGGGGCAAGCGGCCGCUGGUCGUGGCCCCCCGCCUCCCUAAGGCGUUCGGUGGCGAGGCGGCCCACCGCCCCGCCUUGGGCCCCCCGCCGCUGGUCGACGCGGACGUGGCGCGGCUGGUGGCGGAGGUGCAGGCGGGCGGCGGCUACCAGCUGGGCGACGAGGUGGCGCCAGGGCCCUGA
Prorocentrum cordatum is the source of this 345-nucleotide messenger RNA. The record is from the annotation of a GenBank genome assembly. Lineage: Eukaryota; Dinophyceae; Prorocentrales; Prorocentraceae.